Molecule: messenger RNA, 1410 nt
Organism: Parastagonospora nodorum SN15
Lineage: Eukaryota; Fungi; Ascomycota; Dothideomycetes; Pleosporales; Phaeosphaeriaceae
Exons: 1
Coding region: 1-1410 (469 amino acids)
Biological process (GO): transmembrane transport
Cellular component (GO): fungal-type vacuole membrane
Molecular function (GO): transmembrane transporter activity
Source: RefSeq, a predicted model, not a curated record
AUGUUUCUUUCAGAAACCAACGCAACACUGCCAUCACACGAGUGGUUUGCAAUGGCCUCUCUGAAUGAUACUUCGGGUGGUCCAACUCUUUCGGAGCCGCCCUCAGUGCAGCUUGCUAGUCUUCCGCCUUCAGAUCAGCAUUUCGAGACGCAAAACCUGGAUGACCGCAUAGUUUUUGCCAACGAGUCAAUAGCUCUUCCACCUAUCGAUGGCGGAUUUGCAGCAUGGCGCCUGCUUCUCGCCGCAUUUGUGUUCGAAGCUCUACUCUGGGGCUUCCUUCUCUCCUUUGGAGUAUUUCAGGAGUACUACUCGCAUAUCCCUGCUUUCAAAGACAGCGCCUAUAUCUCGGCCAUCGGUACAACGGCAUCGGGCAUCUCAUACCUUGGAGCUCCUCUGAUCACACCAAUCAUCUGUCGAUGGUCAAAGUAUCGCACGCACAUGAUCCUCAUCGGAUGGCCCUUGUGCAUCCUCGGUCUGGUGGCAGGGAGCUUCGCAAAUACCCUCGGGACUCUGCUCCUGACUCAAGGAGUGAUGUAUGGAAUCGGCUUCAUCAUCUUCUACUACCCGAUCCUGUCGAUGGUGGACGAGUUUUGGGUGAGGCGAAGGGGCAUGGCGUACGGUAUCUUGUGCAGUGCUUCUGGCGCUUCGGGUGCGGUGAUGCCUCUCAUUUUACAAGCUUUGCUCCGGCAAUACGGACACCAGACGACACUUCGAGCUGUUGCAGUGGCGCUGGUCGUACUCACAGGCCCACUCAUACCACUACUUCGAGGUCGCCUUGGACAGCAACAUGUUACGAGUCUGAGGACCGACUGGAGCUUCCUCAAAGUGCCACUCUUCUGGAUAUACAGCACAAGUAACGUCUUCAUGGGCAUGGGUUACUUCUUCCCUUCGCUGUUCCUGCCAUCGUACGCUUCGCUCAUUGGUCUAAGUGCAACCAAAGGCGCUCUGUUGUUGACGUUGAUGAGCAUAUCGCAAGUCGCCGGUCAGUUUACGUUUGGCUACAUGUCCGACAAGAAGGUGCCACUCAAUGCGAUGAUUGUAGUGUCGUCGUCUAUUGCAGCAAUUGUCACGCUGAGUUUGUGGGGACUGGCGCGUUCAUUGGCACCGCUCGCUUGCUUCGCGAUUGUCUACGGCUUUUUCGGCGCAGGGUACACAGCCAUGUGGGCGAGAAUGGUCACGGCGAUCAGCGACGAGCCAUCUGCAUCGCAAGCAAUGUUUGGCUUGUUCUGUGCUGGGAAGGGCAUUGGUAAUAUCAUGACGGGUCCAAUCAGCGCCGGCUUGCUGUCGGUUUCGAAGUCGUCCACUGGAUAUGGUCAUGGUAUGUACCAGGCGGUCGUCAUAUUCACCGGGGUCUGCCUGAUCUUCAGUGCUGGUAGUUUGGGCGCCAUGUACAUUCGACCGAAGACAUGA